Messenger RNA from Trichoplax adhaerens, 1353 nucleotides. RefSeq lists its product as uncharacterized. The transcript is spliced from 8 exons. Lineage: Eukaryota; Metazoa; Placozoa; Uniplacotomia; Trichoplacea; Trichoplacidae. Gene Ontology annotation, cellular component: membrane. The coding region runs from base 1 to 1353 and encodes 450 amino acids. The record is from RefSeq and is a predicted model, not a curated record.
AUGAUUGUAGGAUUAGAUACAACAUAUACCAUAACAGCCGGAUUUCAUGAAUUUAUUCAAGAGACUGAUAUAUGCUAUCAUUUUGGCCUACCUACAUGCUCGCAAAAGACUGAACCAUUUCGAAUGAAAGUUUGUUCGGGCUACAAUGUUUAUCAAAUUAGUAGUUUAUCGGCAUGUUAUUUGAACUAUUGCAGUCAGAUUAAAGAUGAAAAUUCUGCUCUCGGCCAACUACCGUCAUCUGCCGUUCCUGUACGCCUUGUUUCUGGAAACGGUCAUUCGAGUGGACGUGUAGAAGUCUAUCACUCAGGAAAAUGGGGCACAGUCUGUCGUGAUGGUUUCAAGAUAAAUACUGCUCAUGUAAUAUGCAAGCAAUUAGGGUUUCUUAGUACAAAUAGGGUAUACACCGCAAGUGGAGGAACAGGUGAAAUAUGGCUUGAUGAUUUAGACUGUCAUGGUGACGAGCUUUCAAUUGGAGCAUGCAAACACAGCGGAUGGGGAAAGCAUAACUGCGACCAUAGUGAAGAUGUUGGCAUUUCUUGUGAAAGAACAUUAUCUUCCGUUCCUGUACGUCUCAUUUCUCCGAAGAAUUGCUCUAUUGGACGUUUAGAAGUUUACUACUCGGGAAGUUGGGGUACAGUAUGCAAAAAUCAAUUCGAUCUGAAAGAUGCGAAUGUAGUAUGCAAGCAGCUAGGAUUUCCGAAAGCAAACAACUUUCAUACCUCUCCUGGAGGAUCAGCACUGUCUGCCGUCCCUGUACGCCUCGUUUCUGGUAAUAGUGAUCACAAAGGACGUUUAGAAGUUUAUUACUCAGGAAGAUGGGGAACAGUAUGUAAUCACGAUUUCAGCUUGGAUAAUGCUCAGGAAGUCUAUACCUCUGGUGGAGGAACGGGCUAUAUCUGGCUUGAUCGUGUCAACUGUAAUGGUGAUGAAUUUUCCAUUGCGGCUUGCAAACAUAGCGGUUGGGGAAGGCAUGAUUGUAACCAUACCAAGGAUGUUGGGAUUUCCUGCGAAUCGAAAAUUACUACUGUUCCUGUACGUCUUGUUUCUGGCGGUAACUCCUAUGGUCGGGUAGAAAUCUAUUAUAACAAUCGAUGGGCAACAGUUUGUGGCGACCAUUUUGGGUUAGCCGAAGCACAUGUCGUGUGCAGACAACUAGGGUUUCUUGGAGCCAGUGCAGUUCAAAAUUAUGGCGCAGAAUAUGGUACUAUCUAUCUAGAUGAUGUUAAUUGUACUGGUGUAGAACCUUCACUUGCUUCUUGCCAACAUCGAGGAUGGGGAAUACAUAACUGUCAUCAUUCGGCCGAUGUCGGAGUCAACUGUACUAACAACGGAAGCUGUAAGUUCUAUCAUUAG